ACCAAGGUAAAGUAACACCUGAAGAUCCGUAGCGAAGCGAUUUGAGAUUUUUCCCAAAUUUAAAGCGAAGCAUUUGCCGCAGCUUCCAACCGUGAGCUAGUGCCGGAAAAUUAACGUACAGAAACAAAGAUAUGGUAGGCGGCGGAGCUGGCGGCGGCGGGAAAGAAGGCGACUGGGAGUGCGGAGGAUGCCACAAUCGGAACUAUGCCUUCCGAUCCUUCUGCAAUCGUUGCAAGCAGCCGCGGCUUCUCGUCGACACCAAAACCCCUGCCGACUCCAAGUGGCUUCCUCGGAUUGGCGAUUGGAUCUGCACCGGUUGCACUAACAACAAUUAUGCAUCAAGAGAAAAGUGCAAAAAGUGUGGCCAACCUAAGGAGCUAGCAGCAAUGCCGGCAGUUGCAAUCCCCGGAGCUUCUGUCCCUACUCAUCCAACUUAUUUUGCCAGGGCCCGAGGAGGAAUGGAACAAAUGUUGAAUGUUGGAUCUCUCCAUCCAUCAAUCUCUUUGAGCUCUGGUUGGUCUGUUGGAGGGACCAGUCAAUAUGGAAACCAGCCUAGUGAUCCUUAUGGACUUCAGUCAGCAUCUAAUUGGCCUUUGGGAGGUGGCAGCAUAUCUGGACUUUCAUAUUCUAGCCAAUCAAAUCAACUUUCACCAGCUCCUAAUGGUAAUGGAUGGCGUAGUGGUGAUUGGAUGUGUACUUGUGGCUUCCACAAUUAUUCCUCACGUUUACAGUGCAAAAAGUGCAAUGCCCCAGCACCAAUAUCAGCACCUGCAUCUUUAGUCAGCCCUGUAACAGCUCUUGGAACAAAACGCCUGGCGUCUGAAGAAUUUGUUCACAACUUCGAUAAUAAGAGACUGAAUGCUGGACAAGCAUAUGGGCUCCAGCAACCAAAUUCAGGGCUUGAAUCAUUCCAAAGUCCUGGUGGAAGUCAAAUGAACAAUAUGUACCCUCCCAUUCCCAGUGGAAAUACUCCAGUUCCCCCAAAUUGGCAAGUCAACCUUCAAGUGUCUCGCCUGCCACCAGCUCCUGCACUUGUUGGGAAAGGAGCAAAGCAAUGGCGUGAUGGGGAUUGGAUGUGUUCAAAUUGCAAUAAUCACAAUUAUGCCUCACGAGAACAAUGUAAUAGGUGCAAAAGCAUGAGAGAGGUUCCUGCUCAAACUGUGAGUGUUGCCUAGAGCUGUGAAACUCCGAGGGCAUGUUGUGCUUUGUUUUCUUGUGAUUUCCCAUCAAGGGAAUAAGACUGCAUAUAUUUUGCAGUGCUUUGUGUCAAAGCUUGAUGUUUGCGAUAUGUUUGUUUGUAAGUUUACUGUAGAUUCAAUUUUGGUUGCCUGCUGCUGUUGAGAAUGAUUUGCUGUAUUCAACGAACUAUGGAUUUUCUUGCC
This is a messenger RNA of Salvia miltiorrhiza (redroot sage), 1382 nucleotides long. Its product is annotated as transcription initiation factor TFIID subunit 15b. The coding region runs from base 132 to 1175 and encodes 347 amino acids. Gene Ontology annotation, biological process: regulation of DNA-templated transcription. Gene Ontology annotation, cellular component: cytoplasm; nucleus. The transcript has 7 exons. NCBI's taxonomy places the organism in Eukaryota, Viridiplantae, Streptophyta, Magnoliopsida, Lamiales, Lamiaceae. The record is from RefSeq and is a predicted model, not a curated record. Gene Ontology annotation, molecular function: mRNA binding; transcription coregulator activity.